AGUCCUACUCUGUGGCGGGCAGCAGCGGCAGUAUCACUCCAUCAGGGGGCCCGGUGCCCCUGCAGGCCUCCGGCAGCUCCAGCCCCUGCUCACACUCCCCGUCUGCAGCAUCUCGGUACCCUGUCAGCGCCCUGAAGAAAUGGCUCACCAAUCCCGUCCGCAAGCUGAGCUCUGAUGCCAGAGCAGGAGCGGGGAAAGUUGAGAAGCAGAUGUUCAGGUCAGACAGCCGGCCGCCGCAGUCGCUGCUUUCCCACAGUGAAGCUCAGCAGAGGCCUCUGCAACCGCACGACAGCUACACCAUCCUCCCGUCUGCAGACACACUGGUGUGGAAAGAUGGCCUGUUGAGUCCAGCAGCUCCUUCUCCUGCGGAGCCGCCCUGUCCGAGCUGCCUGUCCGACCUCCUGCAAGGCAGAUACACACAGACUCCAAGUCAAAGAUCCAGCAUGAACUCUCUCCAAGGGGAAGACGGCGGCACUGUGACAGACGACUCGUCCAGCCAGUGGUCGGCUGCAGUGGACAGUGAGGAGGAGAGAAACAUUGCCUUAGAGAAGAGCAUAUAUGUGCUGGCAGAGCUGAUAGAGACAGAAAGGCUGUAUGUGGAAGAUCUCGGGCUCAUCGUGCAGGGCUACAUGGGCAGCAUGUCUAAACAGGGAGUCCCUGAGGAUCUGAAAGGGAAGGAACGGAUUGUGUUUGGAAACAUCCAUCAGAUCUACGAGUGGCAUAAAGAUUAUUUCCUGGGAGAGCUGGAGAAAUGUGUGUGUGAUCCCGACAGCCUGGCCAAGCUCUUCAUCAAACAUGAACGGCGUCUUCACAUGUAUGUGGUUUACUGUCAGAACAAACCCAAAUCAGAGCACGUUGUCUCCGAGUACAUUGAGAACUUCUUUGAGGAUCUCCGGCAGCAGUUGGGUCACAGGCUGCAGCUCAACGAUCUGCUCAUCAAACCCGUUCAGAGGAUCAUGAAGUAUCAGCUACUGCUGAAGGACUUCCUGAAGUACUACAGCAAAGCAGGACGGGAUGUUGAGGAGCUGGAGAGCGCCGUGGAGGUGAUGUGUUUCGUGCCAAAGCGCUGUAAUGAUAUGAUGAACGUUGGCAGGCUCCAAGGUUUUGAGGGGAAGAUCACGGCUCAGGGGAAGCUGCUCCAGCAGGACACGUUCUCUGUCAGCGAGCCGGAGAGCCCCUUCCCGUCCAAAGGGAAGGAGAGGAGGGUCUUCCUGUUUGAGCAGCUGGUCAUCUUCAGUGAGCCCAUCGAUAAGAAAAAGGGCUUGUCUUUGCCUGGGUACACUUUUAAAAACAGCAUCAAGGUCAGCUGUUUGGGCAUAGAGGAUUGCUCUGAUAAUGAUCCGUGCUCCCUGGUGCUGACCUCCCGCGGGACUGAUGGCAGUGUGACGCGCUUCAUCAUGCAGGCAUCAUCUCUGGAAAUAAAGCAAGCUUGGCUCGAUGACGUGGUUCAGAUCUUAGAGACUCAGAGGAACUUCCUUAAUGCCCUUCAGUCUCCAAUCGAGUACCAGCGCAGGGAGAGCAAGUCGAACAGCCUCGGCAGGAACAUGAGGUCUCCGACUGCUUCAGCCCCCGGCCUGCGACCUCACUCCUCUGCGUCCAUGGACCGCCGGCGGCUGCCCUGCCUGCUGACCCACAACACCUCCCUGCCCUCUCUGCACCGCCCCCACCACAGCCCGGCCUCCAAGGUGUUUUCUAGUCCCUGUGCUUCAACCCAUCGAUCAGCUCUCCCUCCUCUUCGCUCCCACCAGCAGCUCAGUUUGUGCACAGAGGUGAGCCUCGACCAUGGGACGUUCAAUGGCCUGACACCCUGCAGCCAGCACAUCAUGCAGGGUGUGACUGCCAGGGUCCAGGCAGCUACAUUAAAUGAGGGUGCUCAACCAAACAACCUGGGUCAGCUGACAGAGAGCGAGCAGUGAUGACCUGCGGUGACACAGACUCACUUCACCUUUCUGGAGCAGGAGCCCCUCGGCUGAGGCAGCAUCGUUGGAUUCACGCUUGUCUCACUGUUUCUCUUCCUCAUAUUUGAUCCCCAAUUACUCUCCGAUUUUUCUUCUCCACCAUGGUUUUGGCUAUCCUGGAUUUCUUCUUCUAUAACACGUUGGUUUGAUCGUGUGUUUACUCUGCAUGGACACACAUGUACAGGCGAUGAUAACAGAUGAGAUGUUAAAAUAUGGUUUUGAAGCAUUACAGAGACUGUAUAUCAUAUUGUCUAUGUAGACAUUUCUAACUUUUUCCAUUGAAAAUUAAUGGGUGGAUUUUUUUGUAAUAUUUUCACAAGGGACCAAUUCCACAAAAUUCCCCCUGAGAGUUUAAAACCCUUAACUCUGUCAUACUCUGCAUCCUGAAGUGACUGAGAGACUGUGGUUUCACUCGGGGGUCUGAAUCAGGUCUGUAUCUCUGUGGUUCCCUGCAGAUUAGCAAAUAGCUGUUUUUUCCCCGUUGGUGGGCUAUUUUAACCCUGCCAUUGUUAAACUGUUAUCUGAACGAAACACAUUUGCAAACUUACACAAAGCACCCGUCCUAAUCGAGCAGAAAGAGGAAAAGGGGAACAAAGAUAAAACAGGUGCUCACCUGUCACUGUCAUCAUGAAUGUAAAUAAUCUCAUGUGGGAUCGUAUCAAUAAAGAGCCUCUGUGCUGUCCCAACACACACAGGG
This is a messenger RNA of Notothenia coriiceps (black rockcod), 2655 nucleotides long. RefSeq names its product rho guanine nucleotide exchange factor 25-like. The transcript has 15 exons. Gene Ontology annotation, cellular component: extrinsic component of membrane; cytoplasm; plasma membrane. Gene Ontology annotation, molecular function: guanyl-nucleotide exchange factor activity. Gene Ontology annotation, biological process: axon guidance. The record is from RefSeq and is a predicted model, not a curated record. NCBI's taxonomy places the organism in Eukaryota, Metazoa, Chordata, Actinopteri, Perciformes, Nototheniidae. Bases 210 to 1916 code for a protein of 568 amino acids.